Molecule: messenger RNA, 1258 nt
Organism: Condylura cristata (star-nosed mole)
Lineage: Eukaryota; Metazoa; Chordata; Mammalia; Eulipotyphla; Talpidae
Gene: ATP6V1C2
Product: ATPase, H+ transporting, lysosomal 42kDa, V1 subunit C2
Exons: 11
Coding region: 1-1233 (410 amino acids)
Biological process (GO): proton transmembrane transport
Cellular component (GO): lysosomal membrane; vacuolar proton-transporting V-type ATPase, V1 domain
Molecular function (GO): proton-transporting ATPase activity, rotational mechanism
Source: RefSeq, a predicted model, not a curated record
AUGUCGGAGUUUUGGCUAAUUUCCGCCCCUGGCGAUAAGGAGAAUUUACAGGCCCUGGAGAGGAUGAAUACCGUGACCUCCAAGUCCAACCUGUCUUACAACACCAAGUUCUCGAUCCCUGACUUCAAGGUGGGGACCUUGGAUUCCCUGGUCGGCCUCUCUGACGAGCUGGGGAAACUGGACACCUUUGCUGAAAGCCUCAUCCGGAAGAUGGCGCACAGCGUGGUGGAGGUGAUGGAGGACGCCAAGGGCAAGGUGCUGGAGAACCUCCUGGCCAACGGAGUCGACCUGCCGUCCUUCGUGACCCACUUUGAGUGGGACAUGGCCAAGUACCCUGCCAAGCAGCCGCUGGCCGGCGUGGUGGACACUCUGGCGAAGCAGCUGGCACAGAUCGAGACUGACCUGAAGUCCCGGACGGCAGCUUACAACACCCUGAAGACGAACCUGGAGAACCUGGAGAAGAGGUCCACGGGCAACCUCUUCACGCGGACCCUGAGCGACAUCGUGAGCAAAGACGACUUCGUGCUGGACUCCGAGUACCUGGUCACGCUGCUGGUCGUCGUUCCCAAGUGCCCGGCCGGUGCCCGCGGCGAGCAGACGCGUCUCCACAGAUUGAUCGCGGAGGACAGCGAGGGCGGCCUCUUCACCGUGACUCUGUUUCGAAAAGUGAUCGACGACUUCAAGUCCAAAGCCAAAGAGAACAAGUUCACUGUCCGCGAAUUUUAUUAUGAUGAGAAAGAAAUUAAAAGGGAAAGGGAGGAGGUGAGCAGGCUGCUGUCGGACAAGAAGCAACAGUAUGCUGGGCUGCGGCUCGCUGCUUCUGCUGGCUCCCGGCGCCUCUCCUCAGCGCAGGCCUCGCCUUGUCUCGGUGCUGGACGGCGGGCUGCAGGCUCACGGCUCUCGCCUCUGCAGGGCCCCCUGCUGCGCUGGCUCAAGGUGAACUUCAGCGAGGCCUUCAUCGCCUGGAUCCACGUCAAGGCGCUGAGGGUGUUCGUGGAGUCCGUGCUCAGGUACGGACUGCCGGUGAACUUCCAGGCGGUGCUCCUCCGGCCGCAGAAGAAGUCUUCCACCAAGCGCCUGAGGGAAGUGCUCAACUCGGUCUUCAGACAUCUGGACGAAGUAGCUGCCGCCAGCAUCCUCGACGCGUCCGUGGAGAUCCCUGGGAUACAGCUCAACAACCAGGACUACUUCCCUUACGUCUACUUCCGCAUCGACCUCAGCCUCCUGGACUGAGGGCGAGGGGCACGGAGCCCCACGG